AUGGCGGCUGCUAUCAUGGACCCGGUCACUACCAGCGGGGAGGGGUCCAGAUUCGAGGUUGUCGUUGAGAAGCGGCAGCUCAACAAUGGUGAACAAUUCGAAGUGUUUCCUGAAGAGAAGGAUGAGGAGAUUACCCCCUCGUACUACUACGAGAAUAUGGGUAUCCCUGUGUUUGAACCUACAAUGGAUCAGUUCCGCUCUUUUAAACACUUUGUUAAUAAGAUCAACCAUUACGGGAUGCAGUCGGGCAUCGUCAAGGUCAUUCCUCCAAAAGAAUGGACCGAUAGUUUAGCCUCCCUCGAAGACAAAUUGAAAGACAUCCGGAUCAAAAACCCUAUCAUCCAGCAUAUGGCCGGUGUAGCGGGGGAGUAUAGACAGGAGAACAUCGAGAAGCAGCGGACUUACAAUCUUCCUCAAUGGCGCCAACUCUGCGAAAGCAGCGAACAUCAACCGCCCGCGAAGCGUGGAGAAAGGAGGAAGGGCCAAGCUAUCAAAGAGGCUCCCGAGAGAGAGGCAGAACAAGCGAUUGCAGAUGACGAAGCCUUUGAUGGAUUUGACUUCCGUAUCCACAAUGCAGAUGACUAUACUCCGGAGAGGUGUGAUGAGUUGGAGAAGGCCUAUUGGCGUACAUUAACGUACAGUAACCCACUGUAUGGGGCUGAUAUGCCUGGGAGCUUGUUUGACGACUCCAUCACGAGCUGGAACGUAGCCAAGCUCGAGAACUUGCUUGAUUGUUUGGGCAAGAAACUCCCGGGCGUCAACACUGCUUACCUUUAUCUUGGGAUGUGGAGAAGUACAUUUGCUUGGCAUUUGGAAGAUGUGGAUCUCUACAGCAUCAAUUACAUACACUUCGGAGCGCCCAAGCAAUGGUACUCCAUCUCAAGAGAGGAUAAGCCCAAGUUUGAGCAAGUGAUGAGAGGCAAGUUUUUCUCCUUUUCCUCUCAAUCGGCUCUUAGCCUAACUUAUGACCGCGUUGCAGGCAUCUGGCCUAACGACUCAAAGAAAUGUUCGCAAUUUCUUCGCCACAAGAACUAUCUUGUUUCUCCAUCCUUGCUUCUUGGCCACGGUAUCAAGGUCAACAAGUUAGUCCACCAUCAGGGCGAAUUUGUUAUAACAUUCCCCUUCGGAUACCACUCUGGAUACAAUCUUGGGUACAAUUGCGCUGAGAGUGUAAAUUUCGCCACUGAAGCUUGGCUAGAGUACGGACGCAACGCAAAGAAAUGCGAAUGUAUCAAGGAUUCCGUCUGGGUUGAUGUGGAUGAAAUUGAGAGAAAGUUGAGGGGGGAGUCUACUGAGGACGAGGGUGACGAAAUCGAAUAUUACUACGGGGAUGAGGACGAGGAUGAGAUGGAGGCUAAUGAUCUCCCAACCCCCCCUGAGAGCGUAGAAGGGAAGCCGGUGAAGACUAAAAACCACAAGAAGAGGAAGCUCGAAGAUGGAAAGGAGCGACCUGCUAAGGUUAAGAAGUUGCGGUUGAAGUUGAGCAAAGAGGCUGCCCCUGAGCCGUGUAUUCUCUGCCCUAAUAAUAUUCCAUAUGAAGAGUUGGUAGCUACAGAUGAUGGCCAAAAGGCUCAUAGGCUGUGCGCUAUCUAUACGCCUGAAACCUACUUCAAAUGGGAUGAGGCUCAGCAACAGGAGGUUGUCGCAAAUAUCCCCGGAAUCCCGAGGGCUCGGCUCGAGCUCAGAUGCAUAUUCUGCCGAUCAACAAAGGGUGCCUGCUUCCAAUGCUCCUCCAAGAAAUGCGCAAGAGCGUAUCAUGCUACCUGCGCUGCGGCAGCUGGCGUCCUGGUUAACAUGUUUGACGUUCCUCACUAUGGUGAAGAUGGCCAGAUGUAUCCACAAACAGAUAUCGACUUCCGUUGUAGAUUUCAUAGGCCCAAGCGUCCCAAGGGCAUGGAUAGCGAGAAAUUAGAGAGCGAUAUGGUGGUACGGAAAUUUGCUAACAGUCUCAUUAAGGGUGAUGUUAUCCAGAUGCAGUAUUACAGGGGGGACAUCUUUGGCGGUGUGGUCAUCGAGAAUAGAUACAGUGAGGAGUGUGUGGUGGUCAAUGUCUUACCAAAAGGGACUGAAUCACUGGAAGUUGAAUGGAAGUGGAUAUUGGCUCAAGAUCCUUCAACGGUUCCUCUGCCUUUGCCAUUGACCGAGAUGCCUAUGUAUCCAACGGCACAACAAUCAGGAGUUGCGACCACAAAAGCUCCCAAGCUGGUUCCUGAGCCCGACGAUCCCUUUUGUGACGAAGCAUCCGGCCUUAAGUGGGGAGAACUUAUUAUGGCGGGUCCCCCGGUAAACGCAGAUCAAGCUCCGGUUGACCUUAGCAAUUCUAUAUGGCAUUAUCUUGGGGAACACUCAACGGAGUACAUUGCCAAAUAUACCGAUGAUCCGGAAAAGAGGGUCCCGAACGAAGCUGCAAGUAUGGGGUCUACUAGGAAGCCCAGGGCUAAGAUAAUCAAGACUCCAGCUAAGGUCUUGAAACCUAUGCACCAUAGCCCAGGUCCCCUCCAACGCUCACAAGAGCUGCAGUCUCCUUAUACACCAGACCAAACUCGCGACCACCAUUCUCCUCAAAGUCAUCUUACAGGAGGAGGGGUUAACAUUAGCCACCUCUCUCAACAGCAAUUAUGGCCUUCCGCCUAUCAACCCUCUGUCCCAACUGUUUCAAGUGGUACCUCCAUUGCCAAUAUCGUUGCAGAUGCUACUAAAGCAUUUAUUAACGAGCACGCACUGUUCCAGACACAAGAACAUGCGAUAUUGACUCAAAUUUUGCCGGGCCGGGAGACUGGGAUGUCUGCUAGCCAGCCCUUAACCUUGAUGAAUGACGGAGCAAGACAGCACGAUGACGACUUCUCCAAUCAAGAAAGCAUACAAUCAUCCACUACCUCGAAUUCGAUGAUCGACCCUCAACUCAUGGCGCAAGGUACUGGGCUGGUUGCUACCCCCCCAUCCCAACAGAUCGAGGCCUAUGACCCUGUCUUUGUUGCGCAGCAAACAUCCGCUCUCUCCACACAAACCACAGGGCCUGCGCAUGACAUGACAGAAACGCUUCCCCGCGGAGUAAACAGCCCUGAGCAGGUGUCUGCUCCGACCGUAGUUGCAACGCCUCAGGGUUCCUCAAUUACUUCCGUCCCUCAGUCCCCCCCACCUUCCUCCGCGUUACCAGCAGUCGAUCACUCGCCCAAUACUUCUCUCCCACACCAGCCUCUGAGUUCAACCCCUCCUCGCAAGUUGGUUCCGUUGGCAGAUAUCCAGGCCGCCCUUGCGCAACUGGCCAGAGCAAAGGCUCAGGAACAAAAGGCGAAAGCAGACGUAGAGGCAGCGCAGGCAGAGGUAGGGGCAGCACGGGCCCGGGCGCGACAGUCUGCAGCAACAGCGUUUGGGCAGACACCAGCUCCGCCAUCCCAAGCAUAAUUUUCUGCUUUCCACCAAUUGAAGCCCCCCUUAAUUUCUGUACAUGAUAAUCUCAUAAUGGCAGACUAUGUAAGAUUUGUCUGUUAGUUGUUGUUUUCUUUUUUUUUGGUGGGGGUGGUAUGGGUGUACUUUUUUUUCCUUCCUUUCUCCUCCCAUCUGAUUUGUUUUCUUGUUGGUUUUUUAUCCGGGUGAAUAAGGUAUUAUGCAGCUUUAGUCUUAUGUUUUGUUUCUUUCCUCCUCUUCCUUUCACUAUUUUCCCACUCUCACUUCUCCCUUCUAUGGAAUCCUCCCUUGCUCAAGUGUAUUUAUGUAUCUCCUACACGACACUGCCUACUCCCCCAAUAUGAAUAUCUCUAGUAUCCAACUCUUGCUGAGGGGGAGAGCCAUAUUUUCUUUUUCUUUUUCACAAAACUAUUAUACUGAGACAGAAUUGGGAGGUCCUUGUUAUUUACCUAUUUUUUCCCCUUCUUUCUCCUCUUUAUUUUAUCCUUCCUCUUAUGGGACGAGUACCUACCGUAUUGUCCACUAAGUUCUGUACAGCAUCAAAGUCCCCCCCCACCAACCAUAGAAGUGUAAAAUAAUUCACUUGACCUAAAAGCGA
This is a messenger RNA of Tuber melanosporum (Perigord truffle), 4006 nucleotides long. RefSeq lists its product as uncharacterized. Gene Ontology annotation, biological process: chromatin remodeling. Gene Ontology annotation, cellular component: nucleus. Gene Ontology annotation, molecular function: histone H3K36 demethylase activity; histone H3K9 demethylase activity. The record is from RefSeq and is a predicted model, not a curated record. Bases 1 to 3405 code for a protein of 1134 amino acids. NCBI's taxonomy places the organism in Eukaryota, Fungi, Ascomycota, Pezizomycetes, Pezizales, Tuberaceae. The transcript has 7 exons.